AUGUUUAGGCAUGUGAAAGGUGUGGAAAAAGGAAAGGGUAUGAUUUUUUUCUUAACUUGUCUCGAGUUCAAAACUCCCGGUGGCUUGCCCAUUGAGGCCGCAUCGAGCAAAUUCUUAAAGAGCGACUAUUUCAAGAAUCGACCAAAAAAUUGGUAUUACUCUUACACCAGCCCGAAUGAAGUUAUGUCAGGCAGUGACAUCAAGCAAAAUCUUUAUUGCCAUUUGCUAUGCGGUCUUGUCCAAAGAGAUGAGGUCGUGAGAAUCGGUUCCACAUUCGCUUCAGGUUUGGUCCGAGCAAUAAAAGUUCUUGAAGAUUCUUGGAAGGACUUGUGUUCGGAUAUCCGAUCAGGUCAUCUCAGCGAGUGCAUCACCGAUUCAGGUUGUCGAAACUCCGUGUCUAUCGUCCUUGGAGGUCAGCCACGUCCCGAAUUAUCAGACGAGAUUCAAAAGUUCUGCUGCCAAAAGUCUUGGAAAGGUAUAAUCACAAUGCUAUGGCCACAAACCAAAUGCAUUGAAGCUAUUGUUACAGGUUCAAUGGCAAAAUAUGUUCCUACAUUGAACUAUUACUGCAACGACUUGCCUCUCAUUUCAACAACUUACGCGUCUUCCGAGACAAUCUUCGGUGUUAAUGUCAAUCCUCUAUGUAAACCUGAAGACGUUUCUUACACGUUCAUGCCCAACUUAUCUUACUUUGAGUUCAUACCAAUGGAGGGAGAAAAUGGUGACAUUGUAGACCUCACCGAUGUCAAACUCGGGUGUUCUUACGAAUUCUUGGUCACAAAUUUAUGGGGUUUGUAUAGAAUGAAAAUCGGCGAUGUUGUACAGGUAACUGGAUUCCACAACAAGGCACCUCAAUUUAGGUUUCUAAGAAAAGAGGGAGUGGUGUUAAACAUCCAUACGGACCGGACAAACGAAGAAGACUUGUAUAAGGCGUUGAAUCGAGCAAAGCUGGUUCUUGACGCAUCAGAUCUAAGGCUUAUAGAUUUCACAUGCUAUGCUGAUAUCUCCACUAGUCCAGGUCACUACGUGAUUUAUUGGGAAGUAAAAGCUAAAAACCAUGACAUUAAAGACCUCGAGUUUGACGAACAGACAUUCUUGGAAUGUUGUUUGGUAAUGGAGGAUUCACUUGACGAUGAAUACAAGGAGUGUCGGUUAUACAGAUCUGUCGGCCCGCUCGAGAUAAGAGUAGUGAAUGAUGGUUCGUUUGAUUCUCUAAUGGACUUGUACAUCUCAAAGGGUGGUGCGGUUACUCAAUACAAGACUCCUACAUGCAUCACAUCUGAAAAAGGCUUACAAGUAUUGGAGAAAAAUGUGGUUGCUAGAUUCUCCAAUACUCAUUAA
This is a messenger RNA of Arabis nemorensis, 1341 nucleotides long. The record is from the annotation of a GenBank genome assembly. Lineage: Eukaryota; Viridiplantae; Streptophyta; Magnoliopsida; Brassicales; Brassicaceae.